This is a messenger RNA of Nezara viridula (southern green stink bug), 4407 nucleotides long. The record is from the annotation of a GenBank genome assembly. NCBI's taxonomy places the organism in Eukaryota, Metazoa, Arthropoda, Insecta, Hemiptera, Pentatomidae.
GUUUUUAGUCGGUGUUCUACAGCUGUUCAGUGUCGCUUCGAUUUAGCAAGGUUCUUCUAAAAGGCCAUAGUACCAUGUCUUUUGCAGUGUGGAGAGCUUUCCUGUACAAAAGCUUCUCCAUCUACAAGAACAGGUAUGUAAUGACCACUAUUGACAUCCUCUGGCCCUGCCUGCUCAUCAUGUUCUUGGCUAGUGUCAAAAACAUAUUGUCAAAUAAUGAACCCGCACCAAGAGAUACCUACUAUAGUUAUGAAGAAGAAAAUACGCAAAAUGGUUUGCAGACUAUGGAUUUACGUCUUGAUCACCGAAAUAACUUCACAAAAUAUGAGGUCAAGAGUAUGAAUAUAAAUCAACACGAUGGCAAGUUUACUAAACCUAAGUUUCAAGAUCCAAAUAUUUCGAAGGGGGAGAGAUAUGAUGAUGUGAAGAAGAAGAAAUAUGACGAUGUUGGAAAAGUUAAUAAAAGCAUUGAAGUAGGUGGCAACCAUGAAUCUCAAGUGAUGCGUGAAAUAUGUACAAUUAAAUAUGGUUUUUUCCUCCUUCUAUGUUUUAUUGGGACUUGGAGUGGUGCUGGAACACUAGCUCAUGCUGAAAGGAUGUCAGGAACUGUGGAAAGAAUGAGAAUGUAUGGAGUUAGUGAUUGGUCUAUAGUAUGCAGCUAUGUCAUGCAUGCUGGUAUCAAGCAAUUGAUCUCUGCUCUGUUAUUUUCACUAUUGUUAAAAAUUCGAUUGGGAGGCCCGCCAAUUAUAGAAAAUAUAGAUUUCUUUUCACUUUUUGUGACAUUAUUUCUAUUGAGUAUUCAUUGCACAGUUUAUUUUCUUGGUGUGGCAUCCUUUUUUAAUAGUACCAUUCUCCGUGGCAUUGCUGGAACAGCAUCGUUUAUCUAUCUUUUCCUGUGGGCUUCAAAGCAACAUUUUUCUGUUACUGCUCAGUAUUUUGGUAACAUGUUCGCACCAUUUUGUUUAGUUACCACAUCAUCAGUAGCAUGUGGUUUGGAAGAAAAUGGCGGAGUUACAUUUAAGAGUCUAAUAUCAGCUACCGACAGUAACAGUAUCCCACUCCUGGUUAUUCCCCUUCUGGUGAUCUUCGGUUCAGCUGUUGUAUUACUAAUAUUUUUUUACUUGCUAAACAUUAAUCCUGGGCCAUAUGGAAGUGCUAGACCCGUUUAUUUUAUAUUACCAAAAUGUCUCCAAGUUUACUUUAGACCAGAAUACUAUAAAAGUGAUAAAAAAAGAAGUGGGAGCUUUAGAAAAGGUCUUUAUGAAAAAACUCCACCGAAUAUUGACGUUGGAAUAAAAAUUGAAAACUUGUACAAAAAGUAUGGAAAUCUUACAUCAGUAAAAAACUUGUCGUUAAAUAUAUAUUCGGGACAAAUUACUGCUCUUCUUGGCCACAAUGGAGCUGGAAAAACUACCACUCUUUCCAUUUUGUCAGGUAUGUUGUCACCUACUUCAGGAUCAGCUUUCUAUCAAGGUUAUGAUAUCUUCACAAAUUUAAGAAAAUUUCGGAAAGAUAUUGGACUAUGCCCUCAAAAUAAUUUACUCCAUCCAAACCUUAAAGUUAUCAAUCAGCUGAUAUUUUAUGGAAUGCUUGGCGGAUUGUCCAUGAAAGAAGCAGAAGAAAGUGCCAAUGAGCUUUUGAAAGUUGUGGGAAUAUUUGAAAAAAAAUAUGUUCAAGUAACUGAAUUGUCUGGUGGUAUGCAACGGAAAUUAUGCAUUGCCCUCUCCCUUGUUGGAAAACCAAAGGUGGUAAUUCUUGACGAACCUUCCUCUGGUGUAGAUCCUGAGUCAAGAAGAGAAAUUUGGAAUAUACUUUUGGAUUCAAGAGAAAAUAGAAUUUUGCUCCUCACAACUCACUUCAUGGAAGAAGCAGAUGCAUUGGGUGAUCAGAUAGCAAUUAUGAAUCAUGGGGAGAUCGUAUGUUAUGGUUCCCCUAUGUUUUUGAAGAAGCAUUAUGGGGCUGGAUAUAACAUUUCAAUAUUUUGUAGCCAUGACAAACACAAUGAAAUAACUGAAAUUAUUACUGCAAAAAUACCUGAUGCUACAAUUAUUGGUGAAAAUCAAGAAUGUAUAAAAUUUAAACUACCCUUUAAUAAAACUGAACAUUUUCCAGUGUUAUUCAAGCAAUUAGAAACUGAUAAUAAAACAUCUAGAAUUGCAAUCAACUGCACAACAAUGGAGGAUGUUUAUUUAAAAGUUGAAGCAGAAGAAGGUGGAGAAAUACCAGCUGUAUCAGGCUCACCAUUACUACAAGUUAAAUGUGGAAGUGAAGAAGGUAACCUAAUGGCAUACUUCUACAGAUUUUUGGAAUUGGUGAAGAAAAAUAUGAUCUGUAGUUUAGCAAGGUGGUUUAAAACAUUUCUUGUGAUUGUAAUAUUGCCUCCAGUGGCCACAUACAUUGCAAUGGACGAAAUUAAUACUGAUUUUAAUAAAUACAAUAAGGUUAAUAACUCAGAAGAAGGUUUUUCUGAUUCUGCGAGUAUUGGAAAACAACAAAAUAACAGUUUCUUAUAUUCCGUGAAUCCCUGUCUUCCUGACCCAACUCUUUUCUUGAGGGUUUACAUGUUCUCAAUGUGGCUUACCUAUGUCAUUUUCAUUGUUUCAUCAACUUUUUCGAACUUUGUCCACAAAGAGAGAAUAUCUACUAUCAAACAUCUUAUGCUUAUGACUGGGGUUUCACCCCUUACUUAUUGGUGUUCUGUCCUCUUAUGGGAUGCUAUAUUAUAUUUGAUUUUUGUAUUAAUUUCUUGGAUUACAUUCCUUAUAUUAGAUGCUGGGAGUCUGUUUGACACAGGAAGUGGCAUUUAUGUUUUAUUCUUGGUAUUAUUUUUAUCUGGUAUGAGUAUGAUUUCAUCAGUAUACUUUGUAUCUCUCUUAUUCAAGACAAUGCGAACAGUUGUAGUAUUCUACUAUGCUGCAGUCUUCGUGUUUGGUUUUAUUGGUUAUUUUGUUAUAAAUAUACCAAAUACCGAUCCAUACAGUCAAAUUAUGAAAUUACAACCUGUUACUGCUUCAAUACUAGCAUUGACGGACUUUUCAACAUUGGCUGAAAAAAAAAGAACCUGUAAAGACUGUCCAUCAGAAGAAUGUGCAGAUAUCCUAAAAUCAGCGUAUUUAAAAGAUGAACAUCUUAGGAAUGACUUGUUAUUUCUUGCUGGGGAUUUACUUCUUUUCUUUUCUCUAGUGGUUUUAACAGAUUAUGGUUUGUUCCCUUUCUUGUGGAAUAAGAUUUAUUCUAUAUUUAUUGGAAAUAUUGAAAAUACUGACCUAAAGAAGGUAGACAGUGAUGUUGCCAGAGAGAAGAGCAGGGUAGAUGGUUUACAAAUCUCAGAGUCACGAAAUGAAAUAAUAGCAGUUGUGGAUGGCCUUGCUAAAAAAUAUUCUAGCUCCAUGGUAGCAGUUGUAGAUGUUACAUUUGCUGUGUCCAAAGGAGAGUGCUUUGGUCUUUUGGGAGUUAAUGGUGCUGGUAAAUCAACUACAUUUAAUAUGUUGACUGGAGUCCUGUAUCCUACAAAAGGAAAUGUUUUCAUAAAGGGCCAUUCCCUGAACAAGGAGAAAGCUAAGUGUUUGUCAAUGAUUGGGUAUUGUCCACAACAUAAUGCCUUAAUUGAAAGUCUUACAUCAAAACAAAUGUUGACCUUAUUUGCCCGACUGCGUUUGGUUCCUUCACAACAUGUGGACAAUGAAGUAGAAAAAUGGAUAACUCUUUUUGGUCUCGAGGAGUAUAGCGAUGUACCAUCUAAAAACUACAGUGGAGGAAAUAAGAGGAAGCUGAAUGCUGCUCUGGCAUUCAUUGGUGACCCAUCUAUAAUCCUCCUAGAUGAACCUACAAGUGGUGUAGAUCCAUUCAUUCGCAGAAAUUUAUGGAGUGUCAUAGAAGCUUGUGGCAGUUACGAUCAAGCCAUUAUUAUUUCAUCUCAUAGUAUGGAUGAAUGUGAAGCUGUAUGUAAAAGACUAACCAUUAUGGCUGGAGGAAAAAUGGAGUGUAUAGGAAAUAUUCAACAUCUAAAAACAUUAUAUGGCACAGGAUAUGUGAUUAAAAUAACCUUAUCAUCUCACACAGAUAAUGAAAUAGCAACAUUAAAGAGCAUCAUAGAAUCUACCUUUUCACUGAAUUGUGAGCUGAAAGAUGAACAUCAGGUACUUCUGCAUUACCAUAUAAAAACAAAUAUUUAUAAAAUAUCGAGCCUAUUCGAAAUUAUGGAACGAAUAAAGGCACAAUCAAACAUAGUGACUGAUUAUAUAAUCACAGAUUCAAGUUUAGAAGAAGUGUUUUUAGGUUUUGCUAAAAAACAAAAAUAAUUAAGCAAGAUAAUUAAUAUCUUGUUAAAAAGUUUUAUUUUAAAGCGUUUUUCAUUAAUUUAUUCAAUAUAUGAACUGAAUGUAAAUAAAAGUAUUUAAAAAAGUC